Chionomys nivalis (European snow vole) is the source of this 2172-nucleotide messenger RNA. RefSeq names its product coenzyme Q8B (gene Coq8b). Gene Ontology annotation, biological process: ubiquinone biosynthetic process. Gene Ontology annotation, cellular component: extrinsic component of mitochondrial inner membrane. Bases 117 to 1715 code for a protein of 532 amino acids. Lineage: Eukaryota; Metazoa; Chordata; Mammalia; Rodentia; Cricetidae. The transcript has 15 exons. Gene Ontology annotation, molecular function: kinase activity. The record is from RefSeq and is a predicted model, not a curated record.
GGGGCGGGCAUGCAGAUGUUCCCGGAAACUCAAGAGGCCCGGCGUGUGCUAGACCGGGAGCCUGAGCCUGGUGGACUGGGUGCUUAGCAACGGGGGAGGUGCCCCAUAACGAGGCAAUGUGGUUGGAGCUAGGGGCCGCGCUGCGCGGGACCCGUGGACCGCUGGGCAGGACUGCUCAUCUGCCCUGUGGGGCCCUGGGGCUUAGGCCCCACUGGUGGGGACUAUGUAGGGGUUGUCGGGCCCAGAGUGUUCAUCAAGGCCAGUCUGGAAGAGGCCUGAGUGAGGAGGACAUUCGCAGGGCACGAGAAGCCCGGCUCAGGAAGGCACCCCGGCCCCAGCUUAGUGAUCGCUCGCGUGAACGCAAGGUACCUGCCUCCCGCAUCAGCCGCUUGGCCAGCUUUGGGGGGCUGGCAGUGGGCUUGGGCCUGGGAGCACUGGCCGAGGUGACCAAGAAGUCGCUGCCAGGAGGAAGUCCGCAGCCUGACGGUGGCUCUGGACUGGGCUCCAACCCAUUCCUUUCCGAGGCCAACGCUGAGAGGAUCGUGCAAACCUUAUGUACAGUCCGGGGGGCUGCCCUCAAAAUCGGCCAGAUGUUCAGCAUCCAGGACAACAGCUUCAUCAGCCCCCAGCUGCAGCGAAUCUUUGAGAGAGUCCGCCAGAGUGCUGACUUCAUGCCCCGCUGGCAGAUGCUGAGAGUUCUAGAAGAGGAGCUGGGCAAGGACUGGCAGGACAAGGUGGCCUCCCUGGAGGAAGUGCCCUUUGCUGCUGCCUCCAUUGGGCAGGUACACCAAGGUGUGCUAAAGGAUGGGACUGAGGUGGCUGUGAAGAUCCAGUACCCAGGUGUUGCCCAGAGCAUCCAGAGUGAUGUGCAGAACCUGCUGGCCCUGCUCAAGAUGAGUGUGGGCCUACCAGAGGGACUGUUUGCUGAGCAGAGCCUGCAGGCCUUGCAGCAAGAGCUGGCUUGGGAGUGUGAUUACCGAAGAGAGGCUGCUUGUGCCCAGACAUUCAGGAAGCUCUUGGCCGACGACCCCUUCUUCCGGGUACCAGCUGUGGUGCAGGAACUGUGCACUGCACGUGUGCUGGGCAUGGAGCUGGCUGGGGGCAUUCCUCUGGACCAGUGCCAGGGCCUGAGUCAGGACAUCCGGAAUCAGAUUUGCUUUCAGCUCCUGAGGCUGUGUCUACGAGAGCUGUUUGAGUUCAGAUUCAUGCAGACAGAUCCCAACUGGGCCAACUUCCUGUAUGACACCUCCAGCCACCAGGUGACUCUACUGGACUUUGGAGCAAGCCGGGCAUUUGGAACAGAGUUCACAGACCAUUACAUUGAGGUGGUGAAGGCUGCUGCUGAUGGAGACAAAGAUCGAGUCCUGAAGAAAUCCCAGGAUCUCAAAUUCCUCACAGGCUUUGAAACCAAGGCAUUCUCCGACGCCCACGUGGAGGCAGUGAUGAUUCUGGGGGAGCCCUUUGCUGCCUCGGGUCCCUACGACUUCGGGGCUGGAGAGACAGCUCACCGAAUACAGGGCCUCAUUCCCGUGUUGCUUCGGCAUCGGCUGCGCCCACCACCUGAGGAGACCUACGCCCUACACCGCAAGCUAGCUGGGGCUUUCUUAGCCUGUGCUCGCCUCCACGCCCACAUCGCCUGCCGGGACCUCUUCCAAGACACCUACCACCGUUACUGGGCCAGUCGCCAGGCACUGCCACUGCCAGCAGCCUCCUGACUAGAAGGACCUCCCUGCCGACCCCACCAUGACUGAUUCCAUCCGGGGAUACCAGUUCCACAGCGGGUCCUCUGCUACGGCUCUUCUUACCCCCUGACGCUCUGUCCUGGUCCCAGAGACUAGUUUUUUGUCUUGGAUCUUCAGGCCCCUGAAGUUAGUUCCCUGAUCCAAAGUGGGCUUCCUGGAAUUCUAAACCUGGGAGUCAGCAAAUUACUGCCAUCAUCUAAGUGAACCCUUGGCUCCUUCAUGGGGUUCACUCUUAUCUGGAGGGGGCGCCCCUCAGCCCCAGGUCUUCCAGGAUCCUCAGGAGUAAGGGGAGAUGGUGACUGUUGGAGGCGGUCCUCACCUUUGCCUCCCUCGCUUUACCAGCUGCCUUCUUCCGGGGUUCCAGCCUGUGUAUUGGUGGAUGGGGGUGGGUGCCGAUUCUUCUCUUCGAAUAAAGGCACCCUUUCCCUUC